AUGCCAGAGAAUCCCUAUGAACCAUGUCUCAGAUGCUCAAGACUGACGAUUCUGAAACGUCCAUGCAUCAGAGUUAAUCUUCACGAGCUUCCACUGCACCGACUGGGCUCUACACGCGACAACAAGCUGUACGAAUGGCUGUCCAUCAAGGAUGUCAUGAACGCAAGCCUAAACAUCGACCUCGAUCGACAUACAAUCAAGCUGACACAAGGAUUCGACUGUGAGGUUGAGGUCACUGUGUCAAAGUUUCAACCUCUACCUGGUGACAAAACUUCAUAUCCCUGGAGAGACUCUGCAGGGAAUCAACGAAUGCUCGAGUUGCCGCACUACUACAUUGCCGACAUGGACAGCCAUCAGAGGGUCAUUGAUGAGUACAACCAGAAAUCGUACAAGGUGUAUAUUCAGAGACUUCUCAAAGGGAAGAGUCCGCUGAUGAUUUGGACGCUCCAAGAGGCGAUCCGGUUCUCGGAAACUCAUCAGAGCUCCCUUGUCAAGGAUAGUCUUCGGCUUUGGGCUGGAAGUCGGCUAACUGAGCUUCCAUGGAUGAUCUGCGGCGAACAUACCCUCAGUCAGAUUCCAGUUCAAGAUCUCGAAUGCCCCCGCAGUGGUACGAUACCGAUUCCUCCGAUCAUGGACACGCAAAUGGACCAUCUUGUCAUCAAAAACAUCAUGACUCCUCUACGACAAAGGAUACUCGCCGGCCUACAAGCCAAGAUCAUGGAGAGGAAGCGUGAGAAUUGGUACGAGAUUUAUCUGACCACUUUCGUGCUUCUCAGUAACAUGGAGCGUCAAUUUGCUCAGGUUCUGUACAUAAUCGACUGGUAUGGAAUGGAGAGCCGAUUUGGCACAAGAGGAAACUCUUCCGUCAGCGAGUCCUUCAUCCACUCGUGCAAAACGCUCCUAGCAUUCUUUCACUAUGCUGGUGGAAGUCAUAAGCCACUAGCGCUGGACUGGAAGGGUCCGAAAGCGCCUCUUGGGAUCAUGACACAUCAGCAGGUUGAGUAUUUAGACAAGACUCAGAAGCAGAUUGGUCGCGAAGGGGAGAAAUUAAUGGGUUUGAAGACGGAGUCGAUUUACGAGAGGGAUAUGUAUUGGUGUCAUCAGUUGUUGUUUGGAGAUUGCAAGGUGGAUGAGCAGAAUGAUAGGGAGAUUGAUGAACUCAAGGAGCAGGACUACAUCUUUCACUAA
Messenger RNA from Fusarium odoratissimum NRRL 54006, 1188 nucleotides. RefSeq lists its product as uncharacterized. The transcript is spliced from 2 exons. Lineage: Eukaryota; Fungi; Ascomycota; Sordariomycetes; Hypocreales; Nectriaceae. The coding region runs from base 1 to 1188 and encodes 395 amino acids. The record is from RefSeq and is a predicted model, not a curated record.